CUCCGAAUCCGGCUUCAACACGGCAUCAACGGCUGUUGCUUGAACAUUUUAUUCCACCUGCGCCCUUCCAAGAGGUGAAGUUCGUCUCGUUUCAGUCUUGUCUUUUCUAGCACAUUAUCCUGCUUCUCGCGAACCUUGGACAGCUCCAGAAGCCGCAUCCAUAGCCCUUUGUUUCAACUCGUCCUCUAAUCCUUACCUCCGUCCUCGAUUCAGACUUCCAGAGUGUUCACUGCGUCAAGAGCCCUCCUUGCUUAGAGAUUGUCCAGCAAGAUGGCGAGCGUAUUGAAGAAUGCCAAUACCCUGCGCAAAGCGCUACAUACAGGAUCCGGCCUCUCUUUUGGCGCCUGGCAGAUGCUCCCGGGUUCAUACCUGUCAAGAACGAUCGCAAGAGCAGGGUACGAUUGGAUUUGCAUCGAUUGCGAGCACGGCAACAUUGCAGACAACGAGAUGCACGAAUCCGUCCACGCGAUUGCCUCCUGCGACGUCAGUCCCAUUGUCCGUAUCCCAGCGAACGAAGGUUGGAUGGUCAAGCGUGCUCUCGACGCCGGUGCCCACGGCAUUAUCGUGCCCCUGUUGACCAGCGUCGACGAUGCGAAGAGACUGGUACAGAGCGCAAAGUUUCCACCAUAUGGCAAAAGAGGGUUCGGCAGCCCUUUCUCCAUGGGCUCUUUUGAUGUGAAGGGAAAUCUGUCUGGAUUUGAUUACAUGAAGAAUGCGAAUGACAACCUCUUGACAAUUGUGCAGAUCGAGACAAAAGAGGCCUUGGACUGUGUCGAAGAGAUCGCGAAAGUCGACGGAAUCGAUGUCCUAUUCAUUGGCCCUUGGGAUUUAGGAAACAACAUUGGGCACCCUGUCGAGGAUGACUUCAGUCCAGAGUUGAAGGAGGCCAUUGCUCGAAUUCUGAAAGCUGCUCAAGAUGCUGGUAAGAAAUCCGGAAUUUAUUGUCCAUCAGGAGAGGUUGCCCGAGGGUACGCCGAUAUGGGAUUCCAGAUGAUUUCUGUGGUCAACGACAUGACAGCCGUCCCAACAUUUAUGGCCGAGUCCCUGUCAAAAGCAAAGGGAUCGUAUGGUCACGCCGCCGCACAAGCCGUGAAGGGAGCUGCAUACGGCGCCGUGAAUCUGGCUACCAAGGAGAGAAAGUAGACACCAAUGGCGGAAUCAAGACGAGGAUUGUUCGAUCUCAUCAAGCGCCUUUUCCACUUCUUCGACCGUGAAGCGGUGCAUGAGCUUUUUCGCCGCGUCGAGUGUCAGUCCCUCGGUGCUGUUCUUGUCGAUGUGUAGGACAGGGACAUCAUAGUCGUAGACGUCCUUCCAUUGCUUCUGCCCAGGAGCAUCAAUGUUUAUUUCCGAGUAGUCAACGGUUCGUCGCUGCUGC
Messenger RNA from Exophiala xenobiotica, 1375 nucleotides. RefSeq lists its product as uncharacterized. Gene Ontology annotation, cellular component: cytoplasm. Bases 271 to 1143 code for a protein of 290 amino acids. The transcript has 4 exons. The record is from RefSeq and is a predicted model, not a curated record. Lineage: Eukaryota; Fungi; Ascomycota; Eurotiomycetes; Chaetothyriales; Herpotrichiellaceae. Gene Ontology annotation, molecular function: aldehyde-lyase activity.